AAGGUCGUGGGAAGCAGCAGCCAAGGUCAUUCACCUGGGCCGAAGUGUAAAGGGAAUCCAAAAGAUAGUGCUCGUACCCAGCAACUGAACACCAGUCUGCUGUUGUACAAAAUGGAUUCAAAAAAUCAAAGAAUGGGAACACCUCCGCUGGAGCGACAUCAGUCAGUGGUGAUGCUUGACAGCAGUGAUGCCAUGCACAUUGUCAAGAUGGAUCUGGCUAACCUUAUCAUGAAGUCACCCUCUGAAAAUAGAGAGGAGCUCAAAUCUCACUUGGAGGGGUUUGAGCAUCUUUUCCAGCGCUUCCUAGUGGAUAGACGUGUUGGCAAUCACAUCAUCUGGGAUAAGAUCCAGCCCCUCCCACCUGACGCUGUGCUCCCCUACUUUACAAUUAGCGAGGUGACGAGUGGAGCGAAGGCUCUCUUGGACAAAUUGGUAGUGCUAAAACUAAAUGGAGGACUGGGGACCAGUAUGGGGUGUGUGGGACCAAAGAGUCUCAUCUCAGUACGUGAUGACUCCACUUUCUUAGACCUCAAUGUUCAGCAGAUUGAGUACAUGAACAACAAGUAUGGAAGCAAUGUGCCGCUGGUACUCAUGAAUUCUUUUAAUACUCACGCUGACACGGAGAGGAUCCGCUUCAAAUACGAGCGACGAGUUGACCUCCACAUGUUUCAACAGAGCUACUACCCACGUGUGCUCAAAGAGACUCUCAGACCCUAUCCGGAAAAGUUUGACCUUAAAGAUGGCUGCUGGUACCCUCCAGGCCAUGGGGAUGUGUAUGCUUCUCUCAAACGAUCAGGUCUCCUGGAAAAGUUCAUUAAAGAUGGCAAAGAGUUUAUUUUCAUCUCAAACAUUGACAAUCUAGGUGCUACAGUGGACCUCAACAUCCUCAACUUCCUACUGAACCCUCCACAAGGAUCAAAGCCAGCAGAGUUUGUGAUGGAGGUGACGGACAAGACACGGUCCGACGUAAAGGGAGGCACACUUAUUAUGUUUGAGGACAGGCUACAACUGCUUGAGAUAGCACAGGUACCCAAAGACCAUGUUGAUGAAUUUAAGUCGAUUACAAAGUUCAAGGUGUUCAAUACCAAUAACCUGUGGGCAAAUCUCAAUGCCAUAGACCGACUCAUUAAGGCAGACAGCAUUCAGACGGAGGUCAUCGCCAAUAGGAAGACUCUUGGUGAUGGGACCAACGUGAUUCAGCUGGAGACUGCAGCUGGUGCAGCCAUGAGAAACUUCACAGGAGCCAUUGGUAUCAAUGUGCCUCGCAGUCGAUUCCUUCCUGUGAAGAAGACCUCUGACUUGCUACUCACCAUGUCAAACCUGUUCACCAUGCGACACGGUGCCCUCACCAACAACCCUGCCCGCAGUUACCCCUCUCUACCACUGGUCAAGUUAGGAGACCCAGACUUUACUAAGGUACGAGAGUUUCUGGAUCGAUUUGACAGCAUCCCCGAUCUUCUUGAAUUGGACCAUCUCACUGUGUCAGGGGACGUCACCUUUGGAAAGGGUGUCUCACUCAAGGGCACUGUGAUCAUCAUUGCGAAUCAUGGAGACAGAAUAGACAUACCUGCCAAUGCCUGCCUAGAGAACAAGAUUGUAUCUGGGAACUUACGUAUUAGAGACCACUAAACAAAAAAAAAACAUAUUUUUUAAGGUUACAGAUUUCAGGUUUAUAUAUUAAUAGUUAAUAGUCAGAGUGUAGUAUAUCGAUUUUUAGAGAAUGUAACGAACAAAUUAAUUGUGCAUAAUGAUAAUAUUAUGAUUGCAUGUGUGGCCAUGAAAACAGAUACCUCAUUUGAAA
Halichondria panicea is the source of this 1801-nucleotide messenger RNA. Its product is annotated as UTP--glucose-1-phosphate uridylyltransferase-like. Gene Ontology annotation, biological process: glycogen metabolic process; UDP-alpha-D-glucose metabolic process. Bases 112 to 1629 code for a protein of 505 amino acids. The record is from RefSeq and is a predicted model, not a curated record. The transcript has 10 exons. NCBI's taxonomy places the organism in Eukaryota, Metazoa, Porifera, Demospongiae, Suberitida, Halichondriidae. Gene Ontology annotation, cellular component: cytoplasm. Gene Ontology annotation, molecular function: UTP:glucose-1-phosphate uridylyltransferase activity.